Molecule: messenger RNA, 822 nt
Organism: Batrachochytrium dendrobatidis JAM81
Lineage: Eukaryota; Fungi; Chytridiomycota; Chytridiomycetes; Rhizophydiales
Exons: 4
Biological process (GO): protein phosphorylation; intracellular signal transduction
Cellular component (GO): cytoplasm
Molecular function (GO): protein serine/threonine kinase activity; ATP binding
Source: RefSeq, a predicted model, not a curated record
AUGGUGUUUGGAGAGCUUGGACGUGGAUGUCAUGGAAAGGUCAAGCUGUGUUUAGAUACUAUAACGGGUGAAAAAUGGGCUAUUAAAAUCGUGGAAAAAACUGCCAAACGGCGAUUUCAAAGCAAAUUGUCUGCUGCUGCUCGUGCUGCCGCUGAAGGUGGCCUUAAUCCACCCAAUCCUCAUCUUGAACGCAUCAAACGAGAAAUCGCUAUACUAAAAAAGUGUGCUCAUCCACAUGUCGUGCGUUUGCGCGAGGUCAUUGACGAUCCACACUCUGACAAAAUUUAUCUUGUGCUCGAAUACUUGGAGGGUGGAGAUAUUGCAUGGAGCAACAACGCAGAGCAUCCAAAGCCUAUACAAUCUGUAGACGAAGCUAGACGAAUUUUUCGUGAUGUAGUUUGUGGCGUGCAAUAUUUGCACUAUCAAGGAAUUGUGCAUCGUGAUAUUAAGCCUGCAAAUUUGCUGUGGACUGCAGAUCAUAGAGUCAAAAUAUCCGACUUUGGUGUUUCAGUUUUUGUUGAUGACGAUACCCUUGAAGCAGACGAGCUAGAAUUAGCCAAAACCGCUGGAUCGCCAGCAUUUUUUGCUCCUGAACUUUGUGCGAUAGUUUCUCAACAAAAACUACCAUUGCUUGGUGCACCUAUUGAUAUAUGGGCUAUGGGUAUCACUCUGUUUUGUUUUGUAUUUGGUAAAGUUCCGUUCAUGGCGGAAACUGAGUAUAGUCUAUUUAAUGUUAUUGUCAAAGAUCCACUUGUGAUUCCGGAUGAGCCUCAUAUAACUGAUGAUCUACGUAAUCUAUUCCAUCGAUUGCUUGAGAAAGAA